UUAAAACGUGGUGGAUAUACUUGAAAAUACGAUAUAUUAUUGUUAAUAUACGGCGUAUCAUGUAAAAUCUUUUUAUUUAGAAUUUUUAUUUUAUAAUAGAAAAUAUUUCCGCCACCACGAGAGUGAGAGAGAAAGAGACGAACGAUGUAUAAUUGUUUUUGCUAUAAAUAAGCUAACAGAGGCACUCUCCAUCUUCGCUCUCUCGCCAUCUCUUCUUCACCAUCUUCCUCUCCGGUUCUACCUCCGUAAGGUACGCUUCCCGAUUUUCCAUGGCCUCCUCAUGACUAUUCCUGUCUUUCCCUUCCCCUCUCUUAUUUAGCCUUCCUCGCUUUUCAUUUCCCUUUUCCUCUCUCGGACCACCCCAUUUCAAUUUCGAAUUUCGUUUCUUCGCCCUUUGUGUGUUUUAUUUUACUUAGAUCUAAUCCGUUUAUAUAUAAACUAAAAAAAAGGAAUCAAAAUGGCAUCCCACAUUGUUGGAUAUCCUCGUAUGGGCCCAAAGAGAGAGCUCAAGUUCGCAUUGGAGUCUUUCUGGGAUGGCAAGAGCACCGCCGAGGAUUUGCAGAAGGUGUCGGCUGAUCUCAGGUCUGACAUCUGGAAGCAGAUGUCUUCUGCUGGGAUCAAGUUCAUCCCAAGCAACACUUUUGCUUACUAUGACCAGGUGCUCGACACCACCGCCAUGCUCGGUGCGGUUCCUCCCAGAUACGGAUGGACCAGUGGCGAGAUCGGUUUCGAUGUUUACUUCUCCAUGGCCAGAGGAAACGCCUCUGUUCCAGCCAUGGAAAUGACCAAGUGGUUUGACACCAACUACCACUACAUCGUCCCAGAGUUGGGCCCUGAAGUGAAAUUCUCUUACGCAUCUCACAAGGCUGUGAAUGAGUACAAGGAGGCCAAGGCUCUUGGUGUUGAGACCGUCCCUGUACUUGUUGGCCCUGUCUCUUACUUGCUUCUUUCCAAGCUUGCAAAGGGUGUUGACAAGUCUUUUGAUCUUCUCUCCCUUCUCCCCAAAAUUCUCCCAAUCUACAAGGAAGUCAUUGCGGAGCUUAAGGGAGCUGGUGCCACCUGGAUUCAGUUUGAUGAGCCUCUUUUUGUCAUGGAUCUCGAGGGUCACAAACUCCAGGCUUUUAGCGGUGCCUAUGCUGAGCUUGAGUCAACUCUCUCUGGUCUGAAUGUGCUUGUCGAGACUUACUUCGCCGAUGUCCCUGCUGAAGCAUACAAGACCCUUACUUCCUUGAAGGGUGUGACUGCCUUUGGUUUUGAUUUGAUUCGUGGCACCAAGACCAUUGACUUGAUCAAGGCUGGUUUCCCCAAGGGCAAGUACCUAUUUGCUGGUGUUGUCGACGGAAGGAACAUCUGGGCCAAUGACCUCGCUGCCUCUCUCAUCGCCUUGCAGUCACUUGAGGGUGUUGUUGGUAAAGACAAGCUUGUGGUCUCAACCUCUUGCUCUCUUCUCCACACCGCCGUUGACCUUGUUAACGAGACCAAGCUCGAUGCUGAAAUCAAGUCGUGGUUAGCUUUUGCUGCUCAGAAGGUUGUUGAAGUUGACGCAUUGGCCAAGGCUUUGGUCGGUCAGACGAACGAGGCUUUCUUCUCUGCCAACGCUGCGGCUUUGUCUUCGAGGAGGUCUUCCCCAAGAGUCACCAACGAGUCUGUUCAGAAGGCUGCUGCUGCUUUGAAGGGAUCAGACCACCGUCGUGCAACUGAAGUUAGCGCAAGGCUAGAUGCUCAGCAGAAGAAGCUCAACCUUCCAAUCCUCCCUACCACUACCAUUGGAUCCUUCCCACAGACCGUCGAACUCAGGAGGGUUCGCCGUGAAUACAAGGCCAAGAAAAUCUCUGAAGAGGAUUACGUCAAGGCCAUUAAGGAAGAGAUCAAGAAAGUUGUUGACAUCCAAGAGGAUCUUGACAUCGAUGUUCUUGUCCACGGAGAGCCUGAGAGAAACGACAUGGUUGAGUACUUCGGAGAGCAGUUGUCAGGUUUCGCAUUCACAGCAAAUGGAUGGGUGCAAUCCUAUGGAUCUCGUUGUGUGAAGCCACCGAUCAUCUACGGUGACGUGAGCCGUCCCAAGCCAAUGACAGUCUUCUGGUCCUCAACAGCUCAGAGCAUGACCAAGCGUCCCAUGAAGGGUAUGCUUACAGGCCCAGUCACAAUUCUCAACUGGUCCUUUGUCAGAAACGACCAGCCCAGGCACGAAACCUGUUACCAGAUCGCCUUGGCUAUCAAAGACGAAGUGGAAGACCUCGAGAAAGGCGGUAUUGGAGUCAUUCAGAUUGAUGAAGCCGCGCUUAGGGAAGGAUUGCCUCUUAGGAAAGCCGAACACUCUUUCUACUUGGACUGGGCUGUUCACUCCUUCAGAAUCACCAACUGUGGCGUCGAAGACAGCACUCAGAUCCACACUCACAUGUGCUACUCAAACUUCAACGACAUCAUCCACUCCAUCAUCGACAUGGACGCUGAUGUCAUCACCAUUGAGAACUCCCGUUCAGACGAGAAGCUUCUCUCGGUGUUCCGUGAAGGAGUGAAGUACGGUGCAGGGAUCGGACCUGGUGUCUACGACAUCCACUCCCCGAGAAUACCAUCCACAGAUGAAAUUGCAGACAGGAUCAACAAAAUGCUUGCGGUUCUCGAGCAAAACAUCUUGUGGGUUAACCCUGACUGUGGUCUGAAGACAAGGAAGUACACUGAAGUUAAGCCAGCACUUAAGAACAUGGUUGAUGCGGCCAAGCUUAUCCGCUCCCAGCUCUCUAGUGCCAAGUGAAGAGCUUGAAGAUAUAUUACUCAAUAUUCUAUUCCCGGGAUGGUUUGUGCUUGUUUGGUUUUUAAUUUUUCAAUAACUUUUCUUCCAAGAAAAUAUAUUCUUAGCCAAAAUUAGGUUUUUUGAUGAAAUUGCGUCUCUCUUUCGUUGAAGAGGGUUAUGGUUUCAUCUCUAUAUUUCUCUUUUGCUGCAAUGUUAUAUGUAUCUUUGUUUUCUCUGAUGAAAUAUAUGCUUCUUUGGUAAUGUGAAUGGCGAAUUGGCGAUUUAUAUCUUAUGCAAGCCCAUGAAAUGGACAAAUUAUAUCAAAACCCUUACUGACUUAGAAUUAUAAUUCACUGAAAAUUAAUGUUUAUUCUAUAAGAUCAU
Thlaspi arvense is the source of this 3118-nucleotide messenger RNA. Lineage: Eukaryota; Viridiplantae; Streptophyta; Magnoliopsida; Brassicales; Brassicaceae. The record is from the annotation of a GenBank genome assembly.